Notechis scutatus (mainland tiger snake) is the source of this 1194-nucleotide messenger RNA. It is a transcript of the gene UMAD1, whose product is annotated as UBAP1-MVB12-associated (UMA) domain containing 1. Lineage: Eukaryota; Metazoa; Chordata; Lepidosauria; Squamata; Elapidae. The record is from RefSeq and is a predicted model, not a curated record.
AGCGUAAUGCGCAGGCGCCCUGUGUCAAUGUGCGCUGAAGACCUAAAAUCAUAGCCUCCGGGAUGCAUCCUGGGUGAACCGGAAGUGAAGUUUGUUGUGGAAAAGUGUCUAAAAGAGACUUGAAUUGCAAAGCGAUGUUCAGUUUAUUCAGAAAAGGUCAGGAUACCAAAAAGGUAGUGGUGACUGACAAAGAAGUAGAUGGAUUUGUUUUUCUGGGCAAUACAAUUAAUGAAGAAAGAAAUAAUUUGGAAAAUAAACCUCCACUAUGUGUGACAGGAGCUCAGUUUGAUCUUACUCAGGCAAAUUCAGAAAACCAGUCAAAGUUGACUGAAGCAGACAUUGAACUGGAAGCAAAGAAAAGUCAGAAUAUGGAAAGCAGUUCUGUGUUGGAAUUUCCAAAUGAUGUACCUUUUGCUCUUGCACCACACAUUCUGUCAAUACAGGAUACCUGUAAUGAUUUCUCAAGACAAUUGAUCUCCUGUGAUGUUAAUGACAAUUUAGCACGAUUUUGGUAUGAUUUUACACUUGAAAAUUCAGUAUUAUGUGAAUCUUAAACUUGGGGUACUUAUUAUAAAAUGUACCUAAAGCACUUGAAAUAAAAUAUGCUAGUAUCAUCUGUCUGUAUCUACCACUAGUCUGACAGAACAUUACCAUUUUCCAUCAUUGUCAUGUUUCUUACAUGACAAUGUAAGAACAGCUAAGCCAAACAUUACAAGUCAAUUACAGUAAAUAGGCUAUAAUCUGCACUCACUGAAAAUAAUCAUAUAAACUUCCAGACAUUGAUGUUAGCUUAGUCCUUGCUUGAUCAUAGGAAAACAAAUGUUAUAUUGUAUUGUAAUUUACAAAUAAUUAACUUAUACUAUGAUUUUAAUAAAUUAUUUAAUUUUAUUACAGCAUAGCUUUUGUUGGGAAAUUCACAACAAAAUUUUAAACUAAAUUUACACAUCAUUAGUGCAGAAUGAAUUGAUAUCAAAUAUAUGAGGUUGACUUUGGAAUUUGAUUCAUGUUUCUAAGGACUGUAGUUUUUGGUUGGUUAUUCAAGUUUUGUAUUCUAUGUUCAGUUUCUGUAUUGAAAGUUUUUGUUGCAUCUAACUAGAGUCCAGUCGGGAUAUAUAAAUAUGCAAUACAUUGUGUCAGUCUAUAUGUAUACAUAUGAUGGGUGUAUAGGUAUAUAUGCAGAUAAGUACAUAAUAU